Molecule: messenger RNA, 1003 nt
Organism: Camellia sinensis
Lineage: Eukaryota; Viridiplantae; Streptophyta; Magnoliopsida; Ericales; Theaceae
Source: RefSeq, a predicted model, not a curated record
AUAGCCCACUACUCUCUAUAUCCAUUUCUUCAUCCCCACUCUCACUUUGCUUCUGUCUGCAUUUCACUUUCUCUCAGCAAUGGCCUACGGCAGGCUCGGAUUGUCCGCGCCACUCCUCAACCAAAAUCAUGAAGCCCUGUCAACAAAAACUCCCAGCCUAAAGUUCCUUUUACUCUUCUCACUCGUCUUCACCGUCGCUUCCGCGCUCCACACCACAGCUUCGGUCGAAUCCGAGCCAGCAUUGCGCAGAAAGCUCACCCAAGCCAUAUCCCGAACGUGCGACCGAACUCGUUACCCGACUCUCUGUGUCAACUCGCUGGUCGACUUCCCCGGCGCAACCUCCGCCGGAGAGCGCGACCUCAUCCACAUCUCCGUCAACGCAACUCUCCGACGCUUCGACAAAGCGCUAUACGUCGUCGUUUCCGAUUUCAGCAAUCUCGCCAUGGACGCUCACGUGAGGUCCGCAUACGAUGACUGUCUCGAGCUCCUCGACGACUCGGUGGACCAACUCACUCGCGCUCUCAACUCAAUCAAUACGAAACGAGCCGGAUCGACUCAGGACGUGCUGACGUGGCUGAGCGCGGCGUUAACGAACCAGGACACGUGUACGGAGGGAUUGGGGAAUGUGAAGGGGUACGUGAAGGAUGGGAUGCAGGAGAGGUUGAGGAACUUGUCGGCGUUGGUGAGUAAUUGUUUGGCUAUUUAUUCGGCGGCGAAGGGGAACAAGGAUUUUGAGGGGAUUCCGAUUCAGAAUCGCCGGCGGAGGUUGAUGGAGGAGAAUGAUGGUUCGCGGCGGCCGAGUGAGUUUCCGAAGUGGCUGAGCAGGAGAGAGAGGAGGUUGUUGGAUAUGCCGGUGCAAGGGAUUAAGGCUGAUAUUGUGGUGUCGCAAGAUGGUAAUGGGACGUGUAAGAAGAUUUCGGAGGCGAUUAAGAUGGUGCCAUUAGGGUUGUGUAAAAUAAAAUCGUAUCAAUUCGUACCGUUUUAUCCGUUAAACGAGGAUUAA